Coregonus sp. 'balchen' is the source of this 15027-nucleotide messenger RNA. The record is from the annotation of a GenBank genome assembly. Lineage: Eukaryota; Metazoa; Chordata; Actinopteri; Salmoniformes; Salmonidae.
AUGGUGGUGUCGCAUUUCAGCCCAGUCAAAGAGCCCGGGUUUAAGAAUGUGGGUCAUUUGAAGUAGAGGAACUAAAGCGUGUUGUUCGCCCGUGAAUAGGGCCUUCUCACAAUGACACGAUGAAAAGGCGUGUGAACAAGCACCUGUGCCUGAGGGCCACACUAAAGUGCUCCGCCAUAUUAUUUACUGUCCCUCCCUCCAUCCAUGCAAGCCCUGUUAUUAUCCAGCACAUGAAUGGAUUACUGGGAUGAUGGGAAUCAAUCUGUUAUGGGCAGCAACGUGCUAGCUUUAGCUAUAAGAUACCUUAUCUCCUCACUAGGGAGGAUCAUGGUCGUCCAAGACAAUAGGUUUAACCAAAAUGACAUUUUGAAUAGGUUGAAAUGGUUUGGAUGAGCUUUGAACUCUCAUAAGCGUCUGUUAGUCUAUGUGAAAAAAAAAAAUUGAGCCCAGGUUGGCGCAAGGAGAGGGACGGAAGCAACAUUGUUACAAAUUACCUCCACCAUAAUUCCCAAAAUCUGUUUUUAACUCCCAUCAUGUCUUUAACCCUAGGAUCUUCUCUGAACACCAGAACAGUGAUGCCACCUGGCCAUUCAACAUGGCCAGAAUCCUACUUCAACUGUACUGAAUGGCUCAUGCACUCCAUACUUUAAUUAAACAUUUAAAACCAUUACAUGGUGUAAACCUGUAUGCUAGGGCUGACCCCAAUUAGUUGACUGGUCGAUUGUUUGGUCGUUAGGCAGUUGGUCGACCGAGAUAGUUUUAGUCGAGCAGUAACAAAUAUAUAUACACUACCGGUCCAAAGUUUUAGAGCACCAACUCAUUCAAGGGUUUUUCUUUAUUUUUACUAUUUUCUACAUUGUAAAAUAAUAGUGAAGACAUCAAAACUAUGAAAUAACACAUAUGGAAUCAUGUAGUAACAAAUCAAAAUAUAUUUUAUAUUUGAGAUUCUUCAAAUAGCCACCCUUUGCCUUGAUGACAGCUUGAGGCCUAGACUAAAAGCCAAUGUAUGCAUGAUCCGAAAAUGUGGUCGGAGUCUCCAUAUGGAGGGUGUGACGCAAUUGCGGAGCUUCCAGAGGCAUGCAGAGGCCAAAUCGAGCUCUGUACCGCAUCGCCAUGCGCCUCCCAAAUGUUGUAACAAUGCGGAGGGCUCUGUAUAGCUCCGCAUUGACAUGAGUGGUUGACAGUAGGUGGGGGCGGUACAUCCUGUAGAAAACAUAAACUCACUUCCUUGACAACAGCUCUGCACUGGUCCGCGACACGCAAGAUGUAUGAAUGCCAUGACUUCUGCUGAGGCUGUAUCACCGUAAAUGCUGCAUGGCCAAUGCAGACGUCAGAUUGACCAUGCGCCCAGAUGCACUUCUCUCUCCAGAAUGCGCUCUCUCCCGCCAAUUUGUGCACAUUCAUUGUUUCAUAACUUAAUUGUGUGAAUUGUUUGUGUUUGAUUGUUAGUGUAUAUCAAUUCCCCAUGACAUAUAUCUCCAGUAGUACAUUUACCUUUAAUUCCUAUAAUGUUUGUUACUUUGGUUAUGGACAUUUCUGUUAAUGCAUUCACUAUUACUAUUCCAGUCUUCCCGUUAUCAUUUUCAUUGUCGGAGUGGACACGUUUUUGGCAGAGUGCACAACAUAUGCUACACUUGUGAGAAACAAGUUUUGGUUUAUUCAUUCCAUUUACUAGUUUUGCCAAUUUAGUCAUUGUCAUUUGUUUGGAGUGCUCCUGUCAAUGUUGAGUAAGGAUGCGCACGCAUAGAAGUAUGCCUAUAGCCUACCUGGCCUGGGCGCAAAUGUAGGCAUAUAAUUGUGCCCAUUUGGGGAUCUGAUAGUAUUUCUGAUUGGCAUAACGCACCACCACUAAUGACCUGUGGAACUUCUCAAAGUAAUGUUUUCUUCACCUCAAACAGCAAGCAAAAUAAAUCUGUUUUUACAUCCAUUGGGAAUUACAAUAUUUCCUCAAUGUAUUUGAAAAAUCUUUCCAGCCCUCUCCCUUUCGAUAACCAUUCAGCGUGAAAGGGAAAAAUGUCAUGCUCUGAUCCAGUGGAAACGUCAUAAAAUAGGCCUACCUGAUUACUUCUUAUCAGUGUUUGACUUGGACUGAAACAGGUUCCGGUACUCAUUUUGGGUGCUGGUACUGUUUAUAUUUAGGUGCAGGAGCUCCACAAUACUUUUGAGCUAAUAUUCUAUAAGAGGAACAGGAGCUCAAGCAGUAGAACAUUUGAGGUGCCGGUACUCAGCUCCGGUGAGCUCCAGCCCAAGUCAAGCACUGUUUCUUAUUCCUUGCGCAAAUAGCCUACAGCUGUGUCUGUCCCGAGCAUACUGGAUAGGAAACUCUGAGGGCACAGAAUAUUUUAUACAAUGUUGCAAGUUCGUUAGGCAAGCUUCAGCCGGACCCAAGUUAAUAGUUGAUACAAUGUUUCAAGUUCGUUGCAGACAGGCCAUGUGUAGCCAAUGUGAUUUAUAGGAUAUUUCUUUUUAUCAGGAUAUUUUCUACCUGCACGCUGCAAUGUUUUUAUUUGUUGGCUUUAUGUAGGCUAUUUUACAUAUUUGGCAUAUGGCAAAAUAAGUUACUUUUUAGGUUUGUAUCAUUUUCAUUUAGAUUUGGAUAUAAUUUUGAUUAACCACAAGACAAUGAUUUUGAGAUAUGACAUUAUUAUAAUUUAAAUUAAACUGUUUCAUGAAAAUUUGCAUUUUAAACCCAUAACUGGCAUGCAGAUCGGUAGAAAUUGUAAGAUAAAUUGGCAUUCCACAUGAGAAAGGUUGCCGACUCCUCGUGUAGCCUAUUACCGGCAACUUCAGGAGAGUAAUGGCAGAAUUUGCGACAGCCAGCAGGAGCGGGAGAAGAAUAGUUGGGUCAGGUUACGUUUUUUUUCUUCUGGUUAUCUAGAUCUCUGGCGCCCUCUUGAGGCAUUUGUCUUAUUUCAUCAAACCGUAAGCUUAAAGCAUCAGACAAGCUCAAUGCAUAUAGUUGAUUUUAUAUAUGGAAAAUACACGUUUAAAAAUGUUGACCAAUCAAUUGGUAGAAAGAACAGGCUACCUUCGGUCGACUGUGAUUUCUUUUUUGUCGGGGACAGCCCUACUGUGUACAUACACAUGUUAUGUUGUCCUGUCUCUGUUUUCUAACUCUGGCCGGCUCUCCUAAUUGGCUUUCCUCUGCAGAUGUCCAGAUCAGAUUCAAAUUAGGGCCCAGAUUGCUCAAUCAAGGUUUCUGUUGAGAACACAUACUCUCCUCUCUCCUCACGCUCUCUGAAUGUGGGUGGGUGGGUGAGAGUGAGCCUGGUAAUGUGAACCUCUCCCUCCCUCCCUCUUGUUCUCUCUCUCUCUCCCUCUCUCUUUCUCUCUCUCUCUCUCACUCUCUCGCUCUCUCUCUUGCUGCACUGACCCUCACCUCUUUCCAGGCCAUCAUUGUAAAUAAGAAUGUGUUCUUAAUUUACUUACCUGGUUAACUAAAGGUUAAAUAAAUAAAUGAAACUUUCUCCUCCAUCUCCAUAUCCCCCUCUCUCUCCCACCAUUACUCUAUCCUCUAGGUGGUGGUGUUCCUGCUGUGCUCUGGGCUGGUGUGCUGUUGGGCAGAGCUGAAUGGCGUGGUGGCGGCCCAGUGGUCCGGCGAUGACAGGAACCGGACGCUGCGACACAGAACCUGUCUGGAGAACCAGCAGUACCUCCACCAGGGUCUCUGCUGCCUCAACUGCCAGGCUGGUAAGGAGAACCCAGUCCCAAAACCUGAUCUAGAACCCAAGCAAGAAUGUUGCUCUUAUACACUGCCAGGCUAUCACUACAGGCCAGAAGAAUCAGAGUUACUAAAACCUGAGCCCGGAACCAAGCCCAAGCUAGCGGCUGGGAACCCAAACCAUGCUUUGUAACAAAACCCAGUAGUAAACAUUCAGGGAGUAGGGUUUGUUUUAAAAGUGGUGUUACUAGCUGAAAUAGUCCCAUUAAAACCGAACCACUGCCUUACUGAUGCCAGUGCUGUGGAAUGAGCGAAGGACAUUAUAGCAGUACUAGCAUCCUUGCUAUUGCUAGGAAGCUACUGCUAAUAAGCUAUAACUAUUGCUAGCAUUAGCAAGCUAGCGAUUACUUUUCUGAUUAGAUUACCUGUUUUGACCUUUUGGGUCAGUCAGAUAAGAACAGGCAGACAGGCAGCUAGAGAAAGAAAGAGACAGGUCUAGGCUUACAGAUACACCCACAUUUGAAAUAUGUACACUAGUAAUUUAGCUGCAAUAAGACAGCAUUUUGAUAAGUCGCUAACUGCGCUGCCUCUAUCUGUAGCUAGUUAGUCAUCAAUUUUUCAAUCAAUUUUUAUUUUAAUCUGCCCUUCUUACUCAGCUAAUAUCUCGAAGUGCUGUACAGAAACCCAGCCUAAAACCCCCAAACGCUAGUAAUGCAGGUUAGAAGCACGGUGGCUAGGAAAACUCCCUAUAAAGGCAAAACCUAGGAGAAACCUAGAGGGAACCAGGCUAUGAGGGUUGGCCAGUCCUCUUCUGGCUGUGCCGGGUGGAGAUUAUAACAUAACCAUGCCAAAUGUUCAACAAAUGUUUCAUAAGUGACAAGCAUGGUCAAAUAUAAUCAGGAAUAAAUCUCGUUGGCUUUCAUAGCCGAUCAUAGAGUUGAAAACAGCAGUCUGGGACAGGUAGGGGGUUCCAUAACCGCAGCAGAACAGUUGAAACUGGAAUAGCAGCAAGGCCAGGCGGACUGGGACAGCAAGGAGUCACCACGGCCGGUAGUCCCGACGUAUGGUCCUAGGGCUCAGGUCUCUCAGUUGGCUUUUCAUAGCCGAUCAUUAAGAGUUGAAAACAGCAGGUCUGGGACAGGUAGGGGUUUCGUAGCCGCAGGCAGAACAGUUGAAACUGGAAUAGCAGCAAGGCCAGGCGGACUGGGGACAGCAAGGUGUCAUCAUGCCCGGUAGUCCUGACGUAUGGUCCUAGGGCUCAGGUUCUCAGAGAGAAAGAGAGAACGAGAGAAUUAGAGAGAGCAUACUUAAAUUCACACAGGACACUGGAUAAGACAGGAGAAGUACUCCAGGUAUAACCAACUAACCCCAGCCCCCCGACACAUAAACUACUGCAGCAUAAAUACUGGAGGCUGAGACAGGAGCGGUCCGGAGACACUGUGGCCCCAUCCGAAGAAAACCCCCGGACAGGGCCAAACAGGAAGGAUAUAACCCCACCCACUCCGCCAAAGCACAGCCCCCGCACCACUAGAGUGAUAUCCCCAACCACCAACUUACAAUCCUGAGACAAGGCCGAGUAUAGCCCACAGAGGUCUCCACCACAGCACAAACCAAGGGGGGGGCGCCAACCCAGACAGGAAGAUCACGUCAGUAACUCAACCCACUCAAGUGACGCACCCCUCCCAGGGACGACAUGAAAGAGCACCAGCAAGCCAGUGACUCAGCCCCUGCAACAGGGUUAGAGGCAGAGAACCCCAGUGGAGAGGGGAACCGGCCUGGCAGAGACAGCAAGGGCUGUUCGUUGCUCCAGCCUUUCCGUUCACCUUCACACUCCUGGGCCAGACUACACUCAAUCAUAUGACCUACUGAAGAGAUAAGUCUUCAGUAAAGACUUAAAGGUUGAGACCGAGUCUGCGUCUCUCACAUGGGUAGGCAGACUGUUCCAUAAAAAUGGAGAUCUAUAGGAGAAAGCCCUGCCUCUGUUUGCUUAGAAAUUCUAGGGACAAUUAGGAGGCCUGCGUCUUGUGACCGUAGCGUACGUAUUGGAGUCGCGGAAAUGGAAGAUAGGUAGGAGCAAGCAUGUAACGCUUUAUAGGUUACCAAGUUUUUUUGCUAUGGUCCUUUCAUCUGCAUAAUAUGCCACGCAACAUCCACUAAUUGGAAGCACCAUAGCUCUUCACACACAUAUUUAAAUUUGUUCCCUAGCUAGCACCAAUAGCAGCAUUGAAUCCUAUUCUGCAUUUCUAUAUGAAAUUAUUGGUGUAGAAAUGCCAAUUACCUUUUAAGUUUCUCUGUAUAUUUCUCACGUUUCCUCAUUCCCUCUCUCACUCUCUUUCCCUCUCUUUGUGGUGUGAUAGUAUCGUACUGUCUUUUCUCUGAACACAUGAUAAUAAGGUGCCUAAAGCAUUGCGUGCAUGAACGGAGCAGGAAAAAUGCUAAUGUUAUAUUUCAACCAAGAAAGAAGACACAAAACCACUAGUAGUAUAUAGUCUAUUCCAGUUAGACAUAGGAAAAGCACGCACACACACCCACACACACACACACCCACACACACUACCAUCACAACGCACAUAUACACAAGCACACCACCCUUUGUGUUACUCAAAGAAAUGCUACAGGCUAAAUGUGUCCUAAAUUUGGUUGAAGGUUAAAUAAAACAAAUAAAAAGGCUAUAACAGAGUAUUUGUAUUUGUGUAAAUGUUUUAUUGGUUGUUUGGUUUAUUGAUCGACAGGUACGUUCGUGCAGAGGGCGUGUGACCGGAACAUGGAGCAGGGGACGUGCAUGCCCUGCGAACAUGGCUUCACCUACACAGAACACUCCAACGGGAUGAACCGCUGCCUGCCCUGUACCCACUGUCGCAUGGGUAAUGGAGUCCUCUGACUUUUAUUUGUAGUCCUGUAACUGUUGUUUGUUGUUUUACCUGUUACCUGCCCUCUUUAGCUGUCCUUAAAGGAUUAUCUUACAACAAGUUUGUGUCGUUAGAAGAAGAGACUCUCCAUUUUACAUGAAGUUAGCUAUUUCUGGUCAAUCAACCAGAGUGCCUCUCUCUUUUGUCUGUUGCCAAUUCAUAAACUAUUAACCAAGGUAAACACCCAUUCCGGGAGUUUUUUCAUGGAGCAUUGGGCAAUCACAGUUUAGCUUGAUAGACUUUUGUUCCGGAGAGGGCAGAAUAAUACAUUGUGGCUUUCUCCCUGUCUUAAAAGCUCCAUGAUCCAGUGGUAUUACAUGGCAUAUGUUGGUGUGUCUUUGUGGUUUUGUUUCACACACACUGAAUGCAGAUUGUUUGUUACCUGUCUCAGGAGAGUCAUGUGUGUGUGGGUGCGUGCGUGGUUGCGUUACCUUGCACAGCAGUUGGGUGUGGUUGUGUUGUAUUGUCUCCCACGCCAUAUGAAAGGCCUGACCCAAAGAAAAGAGACUAUGGAGACUACUGUUACAGGGGAGUGACAUGUUUUGUGCUUCCCCACUGGGAAAAAACUGGUUGAAGCAAUGUUGUUUCCAUGUUCCAAAAAAAUAAUAAUCGAUGUGAUGGCGUGGAAAACAAAUUGGAUUUGCAAAAAGUCAUCAACGUAAGGGCAUUUAGUAAUUUCACCCAACUUUUAACCUAAAUCCAAUGACAUAGGGAUUUAUUUUGUUGAUUUCAUGUUGAAUUCACAUUAGUUGACAACUCAACCAAAUGUAAAUCAAAACUAGAUGUUGAACUAACGUCUGUACCCUGUGGCUAGUCACUGAGGUAUUGAGAAAGAACAUUAUUAUAUGAGUGCAUCAGUGCAUACACACCUCACAGUCCACACUGUGUAAACAUAAGAUAUACAAAUCUUUGUCUUAAAACUCUCGCUCGAAAUCACAAUUUUAUUAAGUUGUGGUUUAGAAAAUGCUGUUUCAGAAGGCUUUCAUCAAAUAGUCUCUCACGCCCUAUACAGAGAGAACAUCUAAGAAAAGACAGAUUUCAAUCAAAACUCAGACAUCGUAUUUAAGAAAAUGUAUCCUCCAGCUACUAUAUCAUCUUGUUAGUCUUUUGCUUUAGCUAGCUAUAUUACAAAGUUACUUUCUGCAGAAUUCAUUUUCUUAUCAUUCACAUGUUGUAAAAUCGUGUUUUUAUGGUUCUUGUUGGGUCAUUGUUUUAAAAGAUUUUAUGACCCAGUCAAUUUAGUGGCUAUUUUUUUACCUUGGCAUCGGUUUAGUUUAUUGGUCCGACUCAUAUAAACAUAUGACUACACCUUACUUUACAUUACCAUACAUUUUUUAAAUGUCUGAUAAGGAUAUAGUUACAUAAUAAUAACCUAGUGAUAUAUACCAGCAGAAACAGAACAGAACUGUAAAAUAAACUGCUACCUGUAUUAUUGAAUGUACAAUAUAUCAGUACUCUCUCCCUCCCUCCCUCCCUCCCUCCCUUCACAGACCAGAGCCAGACAGUGCCCUGUACCAGUACAACAGACACCCAGUGCCAGUGUCAAACUGGCACCUUCUGCGUGCCAGAGCAGGCCUGUGAGGUCUGCAAGAGAUGUGCCAAGUGAGUGCCAACUUCAAAAUGUACACCCAAGGCUAAAAACAAAACAAAAUCAAAGUUAGGCAAACAACAUACAAUUUAGGAUCACCAGAAUCUUAACAAAAUUGAUUGAGAUACAGCCUAUAUUGGGCCUAUAAGAAUUCUAGCUACUUUUGAAGCACAUGUUUUGCCCUAGAUGCGAAUAUGUAAUCCUGUAAAGACGUGUUUAUUAUAAAACUGUUGAUACAAAUACCUGUCAUUGAAAUUAAAAAGUAAUUUGUGGAAUAUUAUGUAAAAAGCACUAUUUCCUAUUGAGAUGCAUUACAUUGAAAAUUGUACACUGUUUCUUUAAGAUUGUCAAACUAGUGAGUGAAGACAUCCAAGCGAUCUGUCAGAAGCCUUCCCUUUUCCUUCUGUGCCCCUAAGUGUUUGGAUAUACUGGUAAAUUGCCAGAUUGUUAGCUACCUAGCUAAUUAGGUAACGUGACUGAACAAGGUGUCAACAAAUGGUUAAUGUUUCGCGAGUAGUUUUAGAACGGCCCAUAACAUGGUUUAUGAAUGUAAAAAAUGGCCGCCAAAGCGUGAUGGAAGGAAAAAAAAACGUAGUGCUGGUAAUAUGGGUAAAACUUUUGAACGGUUUGGGCUAGAAACAAGCCGUUUUCUCGGGCUGGGUGGUAAACCGUAUUGUACUAUACACUGAGUUUACAAAACAUUAGGAACACUUUCCUAAUAUUGCGUUGCACCCCCUUUUGCCCUCAGAACAGCCUCAUUCGUCGGGCCAUGGACUCUACAAGGUGUCGAAAGCAUUCCACAGGGAUGCUGGCCUAUGUUGACUCCAAUGCUUCCCACAGUUGUGUCAAGUUGGCUGGAUGUCCUUUGGGUGGUGGACCAUUCUUGAUACACACGGGAAACUGUUGAGAGUGAAAAACCCAGAAGCGUUGCAGUUCGUGACACACUCAAUCUGGUGCGCCUGGCAUUUACUACCAUACCCCGUUCAAAGACUUUUGUCUUGCCCAUUCAACCUCUGAAUGGCACACAAACACAAUCCAUGUCUCGAUUGUCUCAAGGCUUAAAAAUAAUUGUUUUACCUGUCUUCUCCCCUUCAUCUACACUAAUUUAAGUGAAUUUAACAGGUGACAUCAAUAAGGGAUCAUAGCUUUCACCUGGUCAGGCUUUGUCACGGAAAGAGCAGUGUUUUGUACACUCAGUGUAUAGCGGUAUUGCCUUUACGAAAAAAUAUUGCUGUUAGAGUGCAGUAUAACUGCAGUAUACUGAAAAUACUGCGUCCAAAAUAACACGUUUUUUGCAGUGUAACUGCAGUUACUGUGCAGUAUCACUUCAGUUAUUCUGCAGUUACUGCGUUCAAAAUACUACAGUUGACUGCAAUUACUGCACAUUUACUGCAGGUUCAAAACUGCUAUCUUUUUUUGUAAGGGUGAUGCAUGGACCGGUUUGGAUUUUUUACUUUACCUUACAUAACGGUAUUUCAAUGUCUGGGUUGUUUAAUGUAAUAUAAAUAUAAUAACUGAGUGAUGAAACUCGAAAAAUUAUGGCAAUCGUUAGCAGUAAUAGAGUGCUAACAGUUGAGAACUGCCAAUUUUCUACCAAGAGCUUUGGGUGAGCGCAUGUACUUUUUUUACCAUGAAUAUUGCCUGUGAGGCAGCGUAGGCGCCAGAAGCACCCUAGAAAUCAGUCCCUUGUGGCUAAAGUAAGAACUGCCAUUGAAUCCAUUGAAAAUACAUGGUUUUUGAUGAUAAUAAUAAAUAAUAAAAAGGAAACCUGACUUUUCACCAAAUAGAGGCAUACAAAGACAAAACAAAUGUGGUACAGUGUGGAAAUUAUAACAAAUGAAUUAAGGAAAUGCAGAAAAUUAUUUUGGGUUGAAGUUUGAUUGAACAGUUUAAAACAAUCAGAAAGCCCCAUUAAAACCACUUACAAUGUAUGUGUUGCCACCCUAGGGUCAUGCACUACUCAUGAAGCAUAUUUGGAACUUGUAUUAUUCAAAAACAUAAAAAUACUGUCAAAAACCAUCAUACCGUCAAAAAUAAGAAAAAUAUUGUGAUAUGAUAUUUUGGCCAUAUCGCCCAGACAUAUUUUCUCUGUAGUAAUGGUGCAAUCAUGACGGUCACAAAUCUGCGCUCGCUUUUUUUCUCUAGGGCACUCGGAAAUAGCGGUACAGCGAAGCAUCAUCAUUACAACAAUUAUUAUGUGGGUGAUUUUUUUUCUAGGCGCACUGGUCCGCCCAAAUAAAAAUUAGAGGUCGCACAGAAAAAUAUUUAGGAGCAUAUACGACCAAAGUUGUCACAAUUUAGAGCCAUGUUUACACCUCCAGACCCCAGUCCAGAGAUCACACCACUAGGCAUACUAAACAGUAGCCUGGUCCCAGAUCUGUUUGUGCCGUAUAGCCAACUCCUAUUGGCAUGACCAUAGGAGUUGGCAAGACCACACAAACAGAUCUGAGAUUAGCAUUAUGUCAUAUUUUAACCAAGUCUCUACUGAACUAACACUAGCCCCUUCAAAAAAUAUUAUACUAAUUCCUCUAUCUCUUUUCUUGUCUUCCCAGUUGUAAAGCGGGGGAGGAGGUGGUGAAGAAAUGCACCCCCAUCUCCAACACUGUGUGUAGGAAACGGGACGUCUCUCCUACCCUCCACCCGACUGCCCUCCCCACCCCCGCCCCCAGCUCACCAGAGACCAUAGGUAGGUCUACAUAAGUCUUUAGCUCUCUGUCUUAUAGUCUCUGAAUCAUUUUUAUUGAGGACCAAUCAAAUAAACAGAAUGAACAGCAUACAGUUGAUGUCACAUGCUCGUCAGUGGAGAGCAAAUUCCUACUUUAGUAAAGUCAUAGGUUAUGAGGUGUUUUAUUGCGAAAGAAUAUGCAUAUUUUCUAUGAAGUCUGAGACAUGAUUCUAAAUCAGUGGUAUUCAAAGUCGGGUGUUGCGACCCCUAGUGGAGUCUCGGGGGAACUGCAGUGGGGUCGCCCCAAAUAUUUGUUAGUUUUAUUAUGUACACCAAAUUAAGAGUACAGAUUAUUGUAUGAGACAAUAUGCAAACGUUUUUGAAAAAGAUCAUUUGAAAAAUACAAUUGUAUUGAAUUAAUGUAUUUAUUGGUUUCUUUUCAUUUUGAUAAGAGAUGAAAAUGCAAUGAAUUUAAGGUUAUUUGUUGAUGUAAAAAUCUAAUUUUACAGAUUUGACGGUUGUGUCAUUAGAUUUGGGGUGGGGUCACGAGAAAUUAUUGUGGAAAAAACAGGAUCCCCAGAAAUCUUGUAGAAAAAAUGGGGUCCCCACUGAGAAUGUUUGAAUACCGAUGUUCUAAAUGGUUGUUUCCUCAUUUCCCCUCCCCAAAAGUUACGCCAUUGGUCAUUCUGCUCUUGCUCUUCCUCCUCAUCAUCGGGAUUGGUGUGUGGCUUUGGAUCAAGAGGCCAUGUACAUUUCGGCCUGGUGAGUAACCAAAAUAAAUGUCCCUUGCCACUCCUGUGUAUUGAAAUAAAUAUUGACUCAAAACAUUGUAGAUUGAUUGUCUAAUAGUUCUCUAUGUGUUUUAGUUUGUCUCUCAGGUUCAGACAGUUGCUGUGACUCCAGUGACAUCGUGAAGAUUGCCAUUGUAAGUUUUCCCAUCUCUAUUCCUUUAGUUAUGCCAUUGGGGUUAUGUUAUAUACCGUCAGUGUAGAUCAAUAUAUGUCUGUUGGAUUGAUAUGAAUCUCUGGUGGUGAAAUGUUUUAAUGCGUCUUCUCAGAAUGUCUCUCUCUCUCUCUCUCUCCUCUCUCUCUCUCUCUCUCCUCUCGCUCUCUCUCGAUCUCUCUCCCUCUCCCUCUCUCCCCUCUCUCCUUCUCUCUCUCUCUUCUCUCUCUCUCUGCUCUCCUCUCUCUCUCUCCCUCUCUCUCUCUCUCUCUCUCUAUAUAUACAUAUAUAUAUAUAUAUAUAUAUAUAUAUUUCUCUCUCCCUCAGGAUGAGAGUGGGCCCACAGCAGAGGAGAGACAGAACAGCCAGAAUGCUGGCCUGGAGGGGGAGGUGGGCGAGGAGGUCCGUCCCGAGUCACGUCCCCUGCUGCAGGAGACCCAGGAUGGCCUGAUCAAGGCCUCCCCUCCCCUGGGACUGGGGGAAGACGAGGACCGGGGCCUGGGCGACAGCCUGCCCAACACCACCAGCUCCUCCCAGACCAGCCUGUCGGCCCUGCCCACCGCCGGGGCAGCCUCGUCGGGCAGCUCCCCCCGACACAGCCCCUCCGCCCAGAGACUGCAGCCCACAGCCAGGGUGAGUGAGGCAGGGGAGAUGGUUGGGGGUGUGGGGUAGGAGAGCUUGAGGGAUAUGGGGGCAGAGGAGGUUAGAUGAGGACAGGGAACUUGGGAGAGAGUGGAAGGUAGGGGGCACGGUGAUAGUAGGAGGGGGGACAGAGGGACAGGGACCCUGGGGCUAGGUUUGGCCCAGGACACAAAACCACACAAGCCCUGCUUGCACCAGAUCAUGUGAGCACAACUUCAGUUCUAGAGGGCAGAUAAUGGAGUUGUGUAUUCCUGCAACAGACACAUGUCCUAUGAAGUUUUCAGUAUUUUUACCAAGGCAGACUUUCAUAAUACUAAUAAUAUUUUAUUUAUUUCUAAACGGAUAACAGAUUUGUCCCUGGUGGCCCCUGGUGGUCUGUAGAAGGACUGUGGUUAACUAUUGUUUUUCCUUCUGUUGUGUUUCAGGAUGAUCCUCUGCAGAAUAGACUGGUGUCCCUGCUAGGUAAGAGACCCCACACAGAGCUGGAGGGUGGGCCGGGUCCUAGUAGGGAGAGGUUCCACACACACACACCAUAAAGAACACAUUCAUCAUGUCCUGACUGGGGUCUGUUUAGAAGAGAUAAUUUUUACAGAACGGUCAAAUAGAAAUGUAUUGUGUAGAACAAAUACUGUGUGAUCGUCAGGUAAAUAUGGGUGUACUAGUUACAUUUCUAUAUGCAAAGUUCUGAGCGUUUCACCUCACUGAAUACACUCCAUAGAGAUGGAAUACCGUCAAGUUAAUGUCAGGCCUCAGAAAAUCUAAACAAUCAUGAAUUUGAUUCAUUAUUAAAUUAUGGAUUUUAUAUGGGGUCCUUUCAUCCUACGAUUUUAAUUUGAUGAAUAGGGACUCCUAUAGGGUAUUUAACUAGUAGUGCGUGCUACUGAACUAUACUAUUAUGUAGUCAAUAUAGCUUGGCUUUGUGUGUAUCUCUCCCUGAAGUAAAUUCUGUGUGUGUAGCACUUAUUUACUAACGGCUCCACGUUUAAACCUCGUUACCUCUGUAUUCAGUGGUUGAUUGCUUUAUGAGUUAAUUCUCCGGCACUAUAAGGUUAGCAACAAUUUACAAUUUGGACCCUAACAAGGAGCUCUAUUGUAAGGCUGAGAAAAUUGACAAAAUGUGACGGGGGAAGCACACUGCCUGAACAGACCCCCACAGAAUUUUUUUUUUCUUUAUUUUUGUAAAAAUAAUUUAAUUUAGUUUUCUAGACAAUACACAAAUAUACAUAUAAAAAGACAAUAGACAGCUUAACAUUCCACAAACAUAGAUCCAAAACUAGACAUGACGUUGGCUGGGACUUAAUGUCCAAACUUCAACAUAAAGAAAAAAGAUGAAUAAAGACAAACCAUCAAUUUAAACGUACAUACAUUUCAACAAACAUUAAUGACAGACCACCACAGAUUCUGAAAUAGAUAAUAGUUGAUGCAGAGCACCAUUAAAUCAGUGCAGGACUGUACAUGUUUAUCUAUAGAAAAGCUCUCUUAUUACUGUUUUUGCUGCUUACCUUUUUUAAAUUAAUUAUUAAAGUACAAUAAGUUUUUGUCCUGACCAUGUGACUGGUUCAGGAAAAAAGUUUGGAUCUCGGUUAUUGUCUAUAACUAGAGCCACAUUUUCUUGGUGGAAAACAGGAAAUAAAUCCCCUAUUUUUGAUAGUAGCAACAAUGAACCAAGGUACCACUUCUUCUCUUUUCUCUCCCCAGGGGAUGAGACAUCCCUGAAGAAGAGCUUUGACCUCUUCGACGAGUGCCUGGACAUACGGAUCCACAACAAGUUUUUCCGCUACAUCGGCGUCAAUGACAACCACAUCAAGAUGGCUGAGAGUGCCCCCCCUGGCGACAAGGUGUAUGACCUGCUGAAGAACUGGAUGCAGAAGGAGGGCCUGAAGGCGGACAUCAAUGCCCUGCUCCAGGCCCUUCUCAGCCUGGACCAGAGGCGCUCCGCUGAGAGCAUUGCAUUCGCUGCCAUCCAGAAGGGUUACUACAAACACGCAGACACGCCCUGACACCCCCAGCCUACUGGGGGGCGCUGCCUCAGAGACAUGUGUGGAUUGAGAUUAAAUCAAAAACAUUGUUGAAAGACAACUUCAACUCUUAUCGGCCUAAAUGGCCUGAUGUAUUCUGCCAAAUGCCUGUGCUUCUAAAACAACACCAAUGGAGGAGUUGGAGAUCAACAAUGUUGUCUUUCGAAUAUCUGCUGGUGUAUGGUCUGGUGUAUUUGGCCUAAAGGCCAGUGCUCUCUAAAACAAAACAUAAAAAACAAAAUGGAGGAGUUGGAGAUGGACGUUGUUUUCUUUGGAAGAUAGCAUUAUUGUCCAAAAAGGCCUGGUGUGUCCAGUCGUCAUGGCUUUCUAAAACAAAACAAAAACAUAAAAUGGUGGAAGAGUUAAAUGUUGUUGAUAGAUGUUGAUGUUGUCUUCCAAGAUGGCCUGAUUUAUUUAGCCUUGCUAGGCCUGAUGUAAGCUGAGAGCUGAUUGGAUGGGUCUGGAGCUCACCUUUGACCUCCAUGAUUUUACGCCCCGCCCCUUCUCUCUGAGCGACUGACAUGGCUUAUAGGCCAAUACCGACCCCUGGGACAGGGACAUACACUGGUUUGUAGGAGUGGCAUUAGCUAGCACAUUCUUAC